Sabethes cyaneus is the source of this 1646-nucleotide messenger RNA. It is a transcript of the gene Bem46, whose product is annotated as protein ABHD13. The record is from RefSeq and is a predicted model, not a curated record. Gene Ontology annotation, molecular function: palmitoyl-(protein) hydrolase activity. NCBI's taxonomy places the organism in Eukaryota, Metazoa, Arthropoda, Insecta, Diptera, Culicidae. The coding region runs from base 335 to 1360 and encodes 341 amino acids. The transcript is spliced from 3 exons. Gene Ontology annotation, cellular component: membrane.
GAUUCACAGCAAAAUCAAAUAAAGUUAAGAUAUUCGUUUUGUGAUUAUUGUAGAUUUUUCUAGUGUUCAUGAAAAUACUGCAACUUUAAGGUGUUAAUCGAAAUGGGCAGUAAGCAAAUGACACCGAAAACGGACGAGUCCACAGGGACUUUGGAUUAACCACUUCUGUGACUGCAACAAUAAUUGCAGCAAUUAUUGUUCACAUUUGGUUCCUGAUCUUGGUCAAUUGUAAACAACUUGUUUUUGAUCACCCAUCCUGAGCUGGUAAAAGCUUAAUUUGGCAAAAGUAUACCUGUUAUUCACGAAAACACGGAAAACUACACCAGGAAUCGCGAUGGCAUUCCGAGAUUGGAGAGUUGUAAGAGUGUUGACUGGUAUCGCGAUGCGAAUAUGGGCCGCCAGCGGAGCUGCCCUUUUAGCUGCCUUCAUUAUGUAUAUAGUUUACGGAGGAUUUUUCGCUUUUUUAAUGCUGCUUUUUGCAGUAUCAGGAAUUAUAUAUCAUGCCCAAGAUAACCUAUUGUAUCAUCCGGACUUACCGCCUAAUUCAAGGAUAUUUAUACCUGUGCCGUCGAUGCAUGGCCUGCCGUAUGAGACGUUACAUCUAAAGACAAACGACGGAGUGUCGUUGCACUGCUUUUGGAUCCGGCAUUCCGAUGAUAAAGGUCGCUACGUCCCAACGAUUGUAUACUUUCAUGGAAAUGCAGGUAACAUGGGACACCGAUUACAAAAUGCAAGCGGAUUCUUUCAUACCCUACAAUGUAACGUGCUAAUGGUAGAGUACCGCGGUUACGGCCUAUCGGAUGGCGUUCCGAGUGAAAGGGGCUUUUUCUCGGACGCCCGAGUAGUGUUGGAUCAUCUGCUCAGUCGGCACGAUUUAGACCACAGCCAAAUCGUGGUAUUUGGACGAUCACUUGGAGGAGCAGUUACGAUAGAUUUGGCGGCAGAUGCCGUAUACGGCAUGAAAUUAAUGGGAGUGAUAGUAGAGAAUACUUUUACCAGCAUUCCAGAUAUGGCUGUGGAGUUGAUUCAUCCUUGUGUUCGCUAUUUGCCUCCAUGCUGUUAUAGAAACAAGUUUUUGUCGGUGCACAAAAUACAGUUCAUUUCGGCACCGAUUCUGUUCGUCUCUGGUCUAGCUGAUACUUUAGUGCCUCCAAAAAUGAUGUCGAUGCUGCACACUCGCUGCGGUAGCACUCGUAAGCAAAUGCUACAAAUCGUGGGUGGAUCACACAACGAUACCUGGGCCGUAAGCGGUUAUUACCAGGGCAUAGCGCAAUUCCUAACGGAAUGUAAGGAAACCAAGGGACCGUUACAGACUCCACCUGUAAGUCAAAACGUAUGGCCUCAGAUCGAGGAGGUGUAGAGGAUUACAAUUCAAAAGUUGGCUGUGUAAUAUUUGCAUCAUAUUUAAUCUUAAUUAAUGAACGCUAGAGAAUAAAUACACCGAAUGAUCGAGUGAGUGAAUAGAAAGAUUAAUUACCUGGCUAGAAAUCUAAGGACAUUUAUUAAGUACUAUUAUCGAAAACAAAAAGCAACAACAGAGGCGCAGGUUUAACAAUGAAGCAAAGAAAAACGCCCCAGCAACAGCAACAAUAAGCAGUUACACAAUUUUAAAUAUUAGCAUAAUAAUGACAUUAAGAUAAUAAAUU